Messenger RNA from Ixodes scapularis (black-legged tick), 1224 nucleotides. RefSeq names its product BEN domain-containing protein 5-like. The transcript is spliced from 7 exons. Gene Ontology annotation, molecular function: DNA binding. Gene Ontology annotation, biological process: negative regulation of DNA-templated transcription. The record is from RefSeq and is a predicted model, not a curated record. NCBI's taxonomy places the organism in Eukaryota, Metazoa, Arthropoda, Arachnida, Ixodida, Ixodidae. Bases 59 to 1174 code for a protein of 371 amino acids.
UUAUGUCGUUUUUCUUUUAUUCGCGUCGCUGUUGUCACCUUGUCUCUGCUGCCCGAAAAUGCCGAACUUUAUUCUUGUUCACUAUGAUGACGACAUUUCCGAGGUAGUUCCGAUCGGCUAUGUAAAGAACAAGGAAGCAGAGAAUGUCAGGAAGCACGGAAAAUAUAAAAUCGCGUGGUGUGUAGACAUCAGCUUGAAGAAUCAAGAACCACCGGAAGGUGCGAAGUAUUACAAGGGAGUAGUGCUGCAGUUGAUUGACACACUCAAAGAAGCCCAGAGCAUCAGGAGCACCAGGAUUGCUGAAGUUUCUGCAGCUGGGGAGAAAGAAAGUGCCAAGACACUUGGAAAGACUCAAAAGGCCAAUGCAGCUCUUGGCCAGGUGACAAACUGGGACGAGAUCCUGAAAGCCCACAACAAGGAAGUACGAAAAAAUCCAGCUUUUGCGGGUGGAGACCUACCUGUGCCAGCUGGGGCCUCUGAUGAUGAGAACGCUGAUGAGAUGGCCAAACUUCGCGAGAAGUACAGGAAAGCGAAGAACAAAGUUCGAAGAUUAAAAGAAGAGCUGCAGACCGUCACAGAGCUGAACAGGGACCUCCAGAGGGCCCUGGUACGGAAAGAAGAACAAGUCAGGGCAGUAGCGCCAGUUGCCAUACCUGCUCCUGCACCACCUCCUGUGAUGGAAAGGGCCGCACAACCAGCUGCAGCCUUUGGCCCAGUGGCAGCUCCUGUGGCUGCUGAAGCAUUCGCUGCAGCAGGCUCCAGUAAUGAGCCUAUGUACGAGCUGCUGACAUACACUGAAGAGGGUGAUAUGAUGAACUUCACUGAUGUGGGAGUUAAACUCCAGAGAAAAGCAUGGGACAGCGCCAUGGAUCCAAAGAUUGGGUCAAGUCUGGCCAUCAAGAACCUGGCCACGUCCGUGUGGGGCUCGGACGUGCUGCUGACAAGGACCGUGACGGGAGUGCCAUCAAAUGCGAACAAGGAGAAAGAGUCGAGGCCACCUUUAACGCCCAAGAAGGUGGCAUUCUUAAGAGAGUGCCUCAUCAAAAAACUUCACGGGCAAGCGAUGCACCCAGAGGUGAUUGCAGUUCAAGCCACCACCACCAGGGUGAACAGGGUACUCGGUGAAAAAAUAAACGAUCUCAGACGCCGGGACAAGCGUCUGACUAAGGACUAAAUAAAAACAAGACCAGCCGGUUCGUGGCAAUGGCUCAAUCAAAUAUGGCA